AGCUGCGCCGCGGCAGGGGGGUGUCGCUGAACAUACAUGCUGCCUCCGCUCCGUCUGGUCCUCCGAGCGCCCUGUGCAACAAAAGAAGUAACUUUAGGACCGACGGAAAAAGAAAUAAACUAGCACAGUGACUUAACGGAGACAAACAAGGGACCAUUCAAUUCACUACUUCUAACAUUCCCACUGUUAAAGUGGUAAUAUCUCCCACGAGUAAAAAGAAAGUUGUAGAACAAAAUGUGGAGCGGCUAUUAAUUAGUAGUUGUUAGCUAAUGCGAAGUUACUUUUAAGGUUUGUUACCACAUUUAAACAGACACAGUGCUGCAGGCACGGGGAAUGGACCCCCAGUUAUUGUGCUGUGAAGGGGACAGGCCUGUCGUCCGGAGGGCCUACCGGGACUCCAACCUGUUGAAUGACCGGGUCCUGAACGCUCUGCUGCGGGCUGAAGACAAGUACCUCCCCGCUGCCAACUACUUCAAAUGCGUCCAGAGAGAAAUAGUCCCGUGCAUGAGGAGGAUAGUGGCUACCUGGAUGUUGGAGGUCUGUGAGGAGCAGAAGUGUGAGGAGGAGGUCUUCCCUCUGGCGAUGAACUACAUGGACCGCUUCCUGUCUGUGGAACCCACCAAGAAGAGCCACCUGCAGCUGCUGGGGGCCGUCUGCAUGUUCCUGGCAUCCAAACUGAAGGAGACAAUGCCACUCAGUGCCGAAAAACUCUGCAUCUACACCGACAACUCCAUCACACCCACCCAGCUGCUGCAAAUGGAGCUGCUGGUUCUGAAUAAGCUGAAGUGGGACCUGGCUUCAGUGACCCCCCUUGACUUCAUCGACCACUUCCUGUCUCAGCUGGCUGUCAGGAGAGAGAACAGGCCCAUCCUCAGGAAGCACGCUCAGACCUUCGUGGCUCUGUGUGCCACAGAUGUGAAGUUUAUUGCCAGCCCCCCCUCCAUGAUAGCAGCAGGCAGCAUGGUGGCAGCGGUGGAGGGGCUCCAGAUGAGGAUGGUGGGCAACGGCUUGAUGUCUCAGAAACUCACAGAGCAGCUGGCACAGACCAUCAGGAGUGACCCGGACUGUCUCAGGGCGUGUCAGGAACAAAUCGAGGCGCUGCUGGAAACCAGCCUCAGACAGGCACAACAACCCCAACACUCAGUUGCCAUGGAAACUAAGAACAUCAGCGAGGAGCAGGACCUCUCAACGACACCCACAGAUGUCCGGGACAUCAACAUCUGACUGAGUGACGGAGAGACAGGAGCAGGUGGAGCUGAUGAAGUGGACAGAAACACAUGGCUUUGUGUCACAUGUGGAGUGUCACAGGGAGCUGGACUCAACAGUGUUUGGAACUGUUUGCAUGAGGUCCAGUAUGAACUGAGGCGGGACCUGAGGAGGCGCUGACACCUUCAGGACAUGAGAACCUUAACACUGGUACCAGCUGACUCAGAGAACAGGGGACAGUCGGCUGCAGCCACCAAUGUGUUGUUUUCAAGGCUGUCUGGACCCAGGCCGCAUUUAAAAAAGGAAAAAACAAACUUAUAACAGAGACUGAAAACUGACUGGGGCGUUUAAAUGCCUGUAUCAAAUGUUUUAUUCAUACAAAAUGAGAACAAGAAUACCGAUUUAGCUGGCGACACACCUCACUGACGGUGAAGCUCUCGUAUGAUCAAAAGGAAACUACGUGGGUUAACAUCUUUUUAAAUGUGCAUCUUUACAUAAUACUGGAACAGCAGCAGCAGGAAAUAGCUGCCCUAAACAAGUCUAUUCUCUAUUCCUUCACAUUACAUGCUAUACAUAUAACCUAUACUGCCUUCUAUAAGGAGUGUGCCCUCAGCCACUUAAAGAGAUCUUACUUGAUUUUAAAUAUUCUAAGUCAUAAUAUGAAUUUUUUUUAUUGUGUUUGAUUACAAGUUUGAUAAACAUGGGUCCUGGUCCGCAUGUAAAGUGCUUACAGUAUUGAGCUGUAUGGUUUUGCUUCAAGACAUGAACAUGAUGUCAUCAUUAGUGAGGUUGAGGUUUCUAAAUUGAGACCCAGAAAAGCUUAUCUGUUUGUUUUUUGGCUGAUAAAAUGUACUUAUGGAAUGUGUUGAAACCGUUAUAUGUUAUUACUGACUUGAACCACUGCUCUCAGUGUAGUGCACACCUUACACCACUAGAGGGAGCUCAGUGCAUCUCCUGUGCAUCAGAAGCAAAAUACCUGAGGGGGUUUUACAUGGUUCAGAGUUUAUCUGCCCACCUCACCAGAAAAUGCAUGAUAUUUUCUGCACACACACACACACACUUUCUGUUCUUCAGAGAAGGGGAUAAAGCAUGUUGGAAAGUAAGAAAUCAGGUGUACUA
Molecule: messenger RNA, 2325 nt
Organism: Trematomus bernacchii (emerald rockcod)
Lineage: Eukaryota; Metazoa; Chordata; Actinopteri; Perciformes; Nototheniidae
Product: G1/S-specific cyclin-D1-like
Exons: 5
Coding region: 334-1224 (296 amino acids)
Biological process (GO): positive regulation of G1/S transition of mitotic cell cycle; regulation of cyclin-dependent protein serine/threonine kinase activity; mitotic cell cycle phase transition
Cellular component (GO): cytoplasm; cyclin-dependent protein kinase holoenzyme complex; nucleus
Molecular function (GO): cyclin-dependent protein serine/threonine kinase regulator activity
Source: RefSeq, a predicted model, not a curated record